Molecule: messenger RNA, 455 nt
Organism: Paramuricea clavata
Lineage: Eukaryota; Metazoa; Cnidaria; Anthozoa; Malacalcyonacea; Plexauridae
Source: the annotation of a GenBank genome assembly
CUGGGGCUGUUUCGGAAACGGAUGAAAUCAGUGUGUCCGAUCAUAACGGUGUUAUGAACCGCUACCAAGCGCGAGAAGCCUUGAGGCAAGCGAAUCUGGAAGAACUCGGCUUCAACAAAACCAUCGAGUCCUCCACCGGCACCGACGAAAAUGGCAAGAAGCGAAAAAAGAGCGUACUUCGUUAUCUGGUAAAAGACGAAUGCAGCCAAGCCAAAGCAUGGCAAGAAAAGUUGGAAAAGAAAUUGCCCCCCAAUUUUUUCUCAUCCACUGUCAGUCGCACUUUUGCGAGAGAUGUUAAGGAUAGAGUAAGCGGUCGUCCAACGAAGUACUGUCUCAUUGGUCUCGAGAUGACAUCCACUGUCCCACUAUCUAAAAGGAUUCGUCCGAAACGAGGAUGGCUUAUAAGGAUUGAUAUCAGCGUCGAAAUUGAUUUGAAGGCUAAAAUAAAAUACUAA